ACUCCGACGAGGAUCGUCGGAGGAUCGCAAACCGAUCGGCUGGUCCCUCGGAUAUCGACGGGCGCGAUCGUUCGCAGUUACCACGAUCACGACACGAGUGGAGGACCCCAAUUGCGACACGGCAGCCUCCCGACGGAGAAUAGACCGACCGGGGAUCACGAGGAUCGUUUCGGAAGGACGUCGCCGACAAUGUGCAGAUUUCUGGUGCGCUGUUAUGUCACUCUGACGGCCAUCUGACACGCAGUAACGAUUUACCGGUGCAUCUUCAUCCCGCUUGUCCGUCUUGUCCGGUCCGGUAUCGUGGCUUUAGUAUCAUCAAGGGUCUCAGCGUGAAAGAUCAGUUCGUCCAGUUUCGACGGUCCAGGUAAACGACGCAACAGUGAACGACGACGGCCUACGACGGACAUUCGGCGCUUUCGGAGCAACAUCGAGCAGCAACGUCGAGUUCGCGGCGAGGUCGCGAGUGCGCAAGUGGAUGCGAGCAGAAACUGUCAACCGGAGCAACCGAGGACUCCCUUGCAGAAGGACGAGGAAGAGAUGACCCUCGUGCUGGUGGUGGCCGUAACGUUCGCCCUCGCCGCACUAAGGCGGUGCUCGGUGUUAUACACGGUCACUCUCACGAGUCUCGCCUUCUUCCUAUGUACGGAGAUGAACUCGGUUUCGGGAUCCCACAAUGACAAAGAACUCGCCCCGAAUAAUUCCGAUAUUGACGUGGUACGACCCUGGUUACGACCUUGCGGUUCUGGGGUGGUGACCAUGCUGAAGAAGCCGUUGCAGAGGCACAAUGCGCACAAGGUCCUGAAGAGGGUGCGGACGCAGCUGCGUGUCGCGCAGAAUCACUUCAGGAAGGAUCUCAAGGACAUAUUCGAAAUCUACUCGAAGCAUUUUUACAAAGUGCUAAAGAGGCAAUACAAUAUGCCUUGGCUGCCUUGCAUGCAGCUCGAGUGGUACUACAACAACGUUUCGUGCUUGCCGAAGAAUCAGAAGGCUGAACGUGCCUUGCCACAAUUACAUGAUGCUCUUCAGAGAUUCGCCAUUACGUUCUACUCCCUUCAGAAAUACAAUUUGCAGUCCGACAUCGAGUCCGCCGUCACCAUGAUAAGGCGGAACGAGAUCAUCGACGGAAUGCACAACGAGAUUCUUAGGUUACUGUGCGAAGUGGAGACCGCUAUCGUAAACCUAGGAUUGAAAAUGCCUCGCACACGUACGGAGAGGGUGAUCAAUAAGAAGAACUGGCAGGAGAAGGGCGAUUUGACUCGAAUGUUGAUCCAGGAUUGGGGUGUGCUAAAAGUCUAUCGCAUAUUCCUGAACGACUGGAUGACGGUUUUCCGCAACGCCACCAAGAAGGGAACCGGUCGUUGCGUUCAUAUCAAGUCUCUUUUUCGGAAUAUGAAAAACAGGGGAAAGAGUACCAAGGAAACGAAUAACCCGAAGAAACCUAAAAUCGUCGAGCCGAUGAGGCCGGAUCUUGCUAUGAUCGAUGAUUAUUCUUUGCAAAAUAGUUCCUCGCCUUUGCUCGGUCAAACCAGUUUCUUGCCUGCGAAACCCCUGAAGGAACCUCAAACAAAUGGACUGAAAAAGGAACCUCAAAGAAAUGGAAAGAAAAGGAAGCACAAAAAGGGAGAAAAAGAAGAACUAAUCUAAUUGAAAAGGCGUAGGUGACAUUUCGAAUCUGAACAGAUUCGCAUUUAGCACUGAUGAGAUCUGUUGAUUAUUUCAAGACACCGCUCUGUACAGCAUCGAAUCGUACACUGACAUAUUAACAUAACUUUUAUAUUUAUUCCAUCGCGAUCAUUCAUCUAGAUAGUUUUGCUCGUUUUAGUAUUUCACAGUUUUGCCAACGGAAAACGUGCCCGAUAUUGCAUUAAGAUUAAGGUAUCUCGACAGCCGUGAAUAAAUAAGUGUUUAAUUUGCGACAAGUCUUUCUGAUAGUAUUAGAAGCGACACUGUCCCGGAUUGUGGCGCUAAAAAUAAUUUUAGAUUGAUUGAUAAAACACGGCUGCAUACUAGAGACCAGUAUUAAGAGAUCUACUUCAGAACAGUAUUAUAUCUAAUAACAUACAUAAUACCGAGUUUAGUUGAUAGAAUCUUGAUAGGAACGUUUCGAGGUAUUAGGUAUAUCCGAAUCGAUCAGACUCAUGAAGUAUCGGUCCAAUAAAUCAUAGUCGCUCAGUGAACCUGAAAUUCGUGGCCGUAUAGUGUGUAUAUGUAAGAGAAGUGCCAGAAGCCCGUUUUCACUUCCGGAUAUUUUCAGUUAGCUGAAAAAUUGCUGACGAGAGAACAGAAUUCGUUGUCGAUCGUUAUCGAAACGCGUAUAUCCGAGGAGUAUAGAGAGGAAGAGAGGCUCAGAAAAAAGCAGACAUAGAAAUAGACUAGACAUUUCGCACAUCUCACCGUGAUUGUUGCGUGCGAUACUCAUAUCGAUAUGCCAACUAGUAAUAGAUUAUGCUCACGAUCAAAGGGGCUCGUUACACGGAUGCUGAUCCAAGACCUGAUUUGGUCGAAUCGGAAUCUGCGAUACGUGCCAGGUGAACGUGAAAGGAUCAGCGACGAGAUCACCGACAUUCAAAUGACUCGCGAAACUUAUUUAUUCAUUAAGCUUUAACCCACGAACGGAUGGCGAGAGCUUAAUUCAGCUGUGAUAACCCGAGUGUACGCGAACGUACAGAGUUCCUACGUUUAACAUAGGCACAUAUACAUACACUUGCAUUGUAUAGAUAGCUGCGGGGCCGUUACAAGGCAGUACGCAAUUUACGCUCCAGCAUCAGGUGCAAAAUUUGGAGAAACGCAAAAAUUUAAAAACUUUAAAAUCUAUAAAAAUAUGAAAAAAGCAAAAAAAAGCGGAUUAUCCUGCUGCGUCCUCGUCGCGGUUUUGGGUAGCGCUAAAAGCAGGAUUUUUAUUUUCGCUAGGGCGCGAAUGAAUUCCAGCGUAGGGGCACCUAAGACUGUCGUAACGGCUCCGAUUGUAUAGAUAGGUAUCGUGUGUCGACGCACACUGUACGCACUUAAUGACGUAGGAUAAUUCUCUCCUCUUUUUCGGUGUAUCUACCGUAGAAUCUCGCCUUGUUGCGCGAACAUGACAAUUUACCUUAGAUACCAUAUACUACUGGACCGCGCAUUCAUGGUGGGGAGUGUUGCCGAGUUAAGAGACAAGGAUAGCAUGUGAGAUAUGAAGAUAUAACAAAGAAACUAAUACUAUUAAUGGUAUUAGUUUCCUUGUCACACGCGUGGUUGAGCAAUGUCUCUUUCCCGUAACUCGGCAACAGCCAGAACAAUAGAACAAUGAUGUGCGCGGUCCAAUAGUAUAUCUAAGCAAUUUACCUUUCGUAAAUUAUCUUUUGAAAAAUUAUCUUCCGUAGUUAGCCCGUUGACUGUUCGCGCGAUUAUUGUACGCGCGUGGACAACGCGAGAUACGUUUUAAAACGCAGCGGAAGAAUCCGCGGGGAUUCCGCCUUUCCUUUUUCUUGUGGAAGGAGCCUCCCGCGGUUCCUUCCAUCUCGCUCCAAAUCAGAUCUUCAGGUCGGCUAUGUAACGAUAGAUCGAUAAAGAGAGGAUAAUCAGUGAGAGAAUGUCAAGAGAAUCCGUUCGCGCGAAUUUUGACUUUUAUCUGCGCGCCAGCAUGCAACAAAGGCUGCGUUCCGAUAUUGACUGCCAGUACUGAAAAGCUAUAGUUUAUGUCACGUAUACUAUAAAUUUUCAGUACUGGCAGUAAUAUCGGAACACAGCCAAAGUAGCAUCUCCUUUGCGAUAGGCUAAAACCAAUAUUUAUCUGUACAUCCGACGUUUUAUACUGGAACGAUACUUAGACAAACUAGUAUUUUAGCGUUAGACGUAUUUUUUCUUCUUUUUUUUCUUUCUUGGACAUAUAACGCACGAUUCGUAGACGCGCGUUUUAGACAUUAUCCAUUUUAUUAAGUAUAUGUAGCAUAUUUAUUCGAGCGAGUACACAUAUCGGUACAUCUACACGGCGCGCCGCGGCGUUCUAUCGUUCUAUUUAUUUAUCACGUUACCAUUGUCUGUGUAUUAUUUAUUGUCAUUUCCUUUAUAUGUAAUCGUUCGAAAUAAAUUGAGUGUUUUGUAUC
This is a messenger RNA of Ooceraea biroi (clonal raider ant), 4082 nucleotides long. RefSeq lists its product as uncharacterized. The record is from RefSeq and is a predicted model, not a curated record. Lineage: Eukaryota; Metazoa; Arthropoda; Insecta; Hymenoptera; Formicidae.